Messenger RNA from Anolis sagrei ordinatus, 5012 nucleotides. RefSeq names its product T-box transcription factor 2 (gene TBX2). Gene Ontology annotation, cellular component: nucleus. The record is from RefSeq and is a predicted model, not a curated record. Gene Ontology annotation, biological process: cell fate specification; positive regulation of DNA-templated transcription; regulation of transcription by RNA polymerase II. NCBI's taxonomy places the organism in Eukaryota, Metazoa, Chordata, Lepidosauria, Squamata, Anolidae. Gene Ontology annotation, molecular function: RNA polymerase II cis-regulatory region sequence-specific DNA binding; DNA-binding transcription factor activity, RNA polymerase II-specific.
GGAGAGGGAGGGGGAGAAAGAGGGAGGGAAAGAGGGAAGGCAGGCGGAGAGCAAGCGAAAGGAGGAGAGAAAGAGAGAGGAGAGAGAGAGAGGAGGAGAAGGCGCCUCGGAGGGAAGAGAGGGAGGAGGAGGAGGAGGAGGAGGAGGAGAGCCUGGGACGCCCGGACGAAGAAAGGGGGAGAGAGAGGGAGAGAGGGAGAGAAAGAGAGAGAGGGACCCCCAACCCUGACCCACCUCUUCGUCUCGGGAAGGGAUGAAGCCGCUUCGGGACCCGCUUCGGAUCUCUCUGGAGCCUUGAAUCCGGGUUAGUUUCGAUUCGGAGACAGAGAAGGAAGGAAAGAAGGAAGGAAGGAAGGAAGGAGGGAGAGAGAGAGAGAGCCUCGCUUUGGGGGGAAACGCACCCCAAAGGGGGGCAGCCAACGACACCUUGAAGAGGAUCCGAUCCAGAGGAAAGGGCUGCUUCUUUCCCCGCGUAUUGGUCGCCCCCUUUUGUCGCUUUUCCCCGGAGGAGGAGGUGAGGCGCGUGGAUGGGUGCCCACUCGUAAGCCCGGCGGAUGCCCUGAUGCGAGACCCGGCGGGGUUCUCGGGCUCGGCCAUGGCGUACCACCCGUUCCACGCGCCCCGGCCCUCCGACUUCCCCAUGUCCGCCUUCCUGGCCGCCGCCCAGCCCUCCUUCUUCCCGGCCCUGGCCCUCCCGCCCGCCGCCGCCGCCGCCGCCGCCGCCCUGGCCAAGCCGCUGCCCGAGGCCGAAGCCGGGCUCCACGUCUCGGCCGCCGCCCUGGCCCACCACGCCCACGCCCACCACCCGCACCACCCACCCUCCGCCGCCGCUGCCCACCUGCGAGGGCUCAAGGGCCUCGAGCCCCCCGAGGAGGAGCUGGGCGCCGAGGACGACCCCAAGGUCACCCUGGAGGCCAAGGAGCUCUGGGACCAGUUCCACAAGCUGGGCACCGAGAUGGUCAUCACCAAGUCCGGCAGGCGCAUGUUCCCUCCCUUCAAAGUGCGAGUGAGCGGCCUGGACAAGAAGGCCAAGUACAUCCUGUUGAUGGACAUCGUGGCGGCCGACGACUGUCGCUACAAGUUCCACAACUCCCGCUGGAUGGUGGCCGGGAAGGCCGACCCGGAGAUGCCCAAGAGGAUGUACAUCCACCCGGACAGCCCGGCCACCGGCGAGCAGUGGAUGGCCAAGCCCGUCGCCUUCCACAAGCUCAAGCUCACCAACAACAUCUCCGACAAGCACGGCUUCACCAUCCUGAACUCCAUGCACAAGUACCAACCCCGGUUCCACAUCGUGAGGGCCAAUGACAUCCUCAAGUUACCUUACAGCACUUUCCGAACAUACGUGUUCCCAGAGACAGACUUCAUUGCGGUCACGGCCUACCAAAACGACAAGAUCACCCAGCUGAAAAUAGAUAACAACCCCUUUGCAAAGGGAUUUCGCGAUACCGGAAAUGGAAGAAGAGAAAAAAGGAAACAGUUGACGCUUCCAUCCCUGCGGAUGUAUGAAGAUCAGUGCAAACCUGACCGAGAUGGGGCCGAAUCUGAUGCGUCCUCGUGUGAACCUGCUGCGGGUCGGGACUCGCUUCACUCCCCUUUGGGCACCACAGCAUCCAGCCCCCUCCGGCUCCAUCGCAACAGCAGAGAAGACAAAGGCAGUGACCAGGAGUUGGAGAAGCUUCCAGAAGGGAAGAGACCUAGUCCCGACCCGGGUGCCUGCAGCCCGCGCAGCAGCGCCAGCCCCCGUUUGCCCGGCGAAGAGAGGAGUCAAGAGCGGGCCUCCAAGGCCAAGGAGGCCUCCAAGGAGGGCAACAGCGAGGGCUCGCUUUUCAGCCCCUUGGGUUUGGAGAAGGACAAGAUGGAGGGCAAGAGGAAAGAGCAGCCACAACCACAGCAGCCGGAAGGGUCCAAGAAAGAAGCCGCCCCCGACUGCAGGCCUCUGGGGGUCAGCAAGGAGUCCUUUUCCCCGCUCAUGGUCCAGACGGACAGCCCACCGCACCUGAGCACCGGGCAUCUGCAGAGCCUGGCCCUCUCCAGCCUCCACGGGCAGCAGUUCUUCAACCCCUUGAGCACCGGGCAGCCCUUCUUCAUCCACCCGGGACAGUUCGCCAUGGCACCGGGGGCCUUCUCCGCCAUGGGCAUGGGACACUUGUUGGCCUCCGUGGCUGGCGCCGGGGGCCUGGAAAACGGGGGUCUCUCGGCCAGCGGUCAAGCAGCCGCCGGCACCGCCACCCCUUUCCCCUUCCACCUUUCCCAGCACAUGUUGGCAUCUCAGGGAAUCCCGGUGCCUACUUUUGGUGGACUCUUCCCCUACCCGUACACUUAUAUGGCGGCUGCCGCCGCGGCUGCAUCUGCCAUGCCAGCCACCAGCGCUGCGACCGCUAGCUCUCUGUCCCGGAACCCCUUCCUGAGUAGUGCCCGUCCUCGACUCCGCUUCAGCCCCUACCAGAUCCCAGUUGCCAUCCCUCCCAGCACCAAUCUCUUAACCACUGGCCUGCCGACCAGUCUGAAUGCCGGCUCUGAAGGCUCUAAGCCCAGCAGCAGUCGGGAAUCAAGCCCUCUCUCGGAUCUCCCCCUCCCCAAAUCCAGCAGCCAACGGGCCUCCUUGUCCCCCAAGGGAUCCUUGAAGGAUUCCAUCAACGAGCUCCAAAACAUCCAAAGACUGGUCAGCGGUUUAGAAACCCAGCGAGAAGUUUCUCCUGGUCGAGAGUCGCCCAAGUGACUGCCCACGGCGAGCCCCCCGAUCAACCCCUGAAAGGGCUUCGAAGACCCCGGGCAGGAGAUUAUGUGUACAGCACAGUAUAAAUAUUUAUUUUUUAGGGAAAGGAAGAGUGGGAUCAGAGGUGGAGUGGGAAGAAGAGUGGAGAAGACCUGUGGUGGAGGCCUACAAGAACACUCCGAAGGGAACAAGGACAACAGAAGGAGUGUCUGCUGCAGUCCAAGGACAUAACCAAAGAGGGGGAACAUACGAGAUGGCACUGUUGUGAACCCCAGGUUCUGUCACACUGCAACGACCUCCAGAUAUACCAUUUUCUUGGCCUUUCUUCUUGCUGAAAGAGCCAGCUGCAUAUUCUAAGUUUUGGCCAGAAAAAAAAUCCAUUUUGGGAAAAAAAGGCUAAACUGGAAUCUCUGGUUUGCGUAACUAACAAUCUCAUGGAUGGAUGGAUGGAUGGAUGGAUGGAUGGAUGGAUGGAUCGAUGGAGUUGAAGACCAUAAUGGUGGGAGAUGGUUUAGAAGACCAUGGUGAUAAGAGAUCAUUUAGAAGGCCAUGAUGGUAGAAAGUGGUGGGGAAUUUACUUAUAAGGAAGAUCCUGGUGGUAGGAGAUGACCUGGAAGACCAUGAUGGUGAGAUAUGAUAGGGAUUCUACCUAUGAGGAAGAUCCUGAUGGCAACGGUUGAUCUUUAAAACCAUGAUGGUGGUAGAUAAUCUUGAAGACCAUGGUGGCAACAGUUGAUCUUGAUGACCAUGAUGGUGGGAGAUGAUCUUGAAGACCAUGAUGGUGGGGGAUGGUUUUGAAGACCAUAAUAGUAGGAGACGAUCUUGAAGACCAUGAUGGUGGGAGAUGAUCUUGAAGACCAUGAUGGUAGGAGACGAUCUUGAAGUCCAUGGUGGUGGGAGAUGAUCUUGAAGACCAUGAUGGCGGGAGAUGAUCUUGAAGACCAUGAUGAUGGGAGAUGAUCUUGAAGUCCAUGGUGGUGGGAGAUGAUCUUGAUGACCAUGAUGGCGGGAGAUGAUCUUGAAGUCCAUGGUGGUCGGAGAUGAUCUUGAAGACCAUGAUGGUGGGAGAUGAUCUUGAAGACCAUGAUGGUGGGAGAUGAUCUUGAAGACCGUCUUGGUAGGAGAUUAUCUGGAAGGCCACAAUGGCAGGAGAUGAUAGGAAAGUCCACCUACUUCUAAUUAUUUUGUGUGUGAGCGUGUAUGUGCAUAAAUCAACCAUCUUGGAGAAGUAAUUUGCUCUUUUCUACAUAUAAGGAUGACAUUUCCAAACAGGGAUGUUGGUUUGGGUCAUUCAUAUCUUAAAGACAAUGGAGAAAGCAUUUUGGUUUCUUUUCUUUCAACAAGGUUCAGGAUGAUUGGAUGCCAGGCAAGCAUUUUGAGGACAGUAUAUAUAUAUAUAAAUAUAAGAGGAAAGCAAAGUUUGUACUGCUAGCAGGUAUCUUCUUACUGCUCUUUGAAGGCCAUCCGGAAAACCGAAACGAAACUCGGAUAUUCAGAAUUGGUACAAUCAUUGUGACUCCCCUCGCCCCUUUCAAUCUUUUGGACUCUUACCUGUGUACUGGUUUUAAAAAAUGAAAAAGAAUAAAAAAGAAGCAUAAUAUUUAUGGAAUAAAUGGUAAUUUGUGUAAAUAAGCUAUACAAAUCCCAAGAUAUGCAAAAAUUGGUAUUAAUUUAUUUAGGGUUGUACAUUGGCGUGUACAUAAUUAGAGUUUAACUCAUCACAUUUAAUUGCUCUUUCUGUCUCUUCGUUUCAUGUGAACAUACAUCUUGUAAAAGACCUAUUUAGCUCUUUGUGAAUGGAAGAAAAUAUGGGUUUUCUUUUGACUUUGGUGUCUAAAAAAAGAAAGAAAUAAUAAUAAUUGUUUAUCCCGCCUAUACAAAGACAAUCAUGUGCCAUUUGGGGGUGAAAAAGGGAGGAGAACAUAUCAUAUCGACCAGCCUCUUCUCAAAGUUUAGAACAAUUUGAUAUCGAAUGAAUGGGUAAAAAGAAAACAUCACACCAUCUUUUACUGCGCGGGGAUGCAAGAAAGUACAGGUAUAAACCUCAGGUUUUUAUUUUUCGCUCCAGAACAAGAAGAGAAAAAAACUAAUGUGUGCGUAGGGAAGAAAACCCUGCCGCAAAUCUAUACUAAAAAUUAAAAUUAUCACUUGGACAGCGUGCUAUAUAUAUUGUUUUAAUUUUUUAAAUGACAUGAUUAGGAAUGUGCUGGUUAUUUGGGACAUCUAUCUGUUCAGGUUUUUUUUUUUUUUUGGAUGAGUUCUGUCACAUCUUUCAAUAAAAAAAAUAUUCAAAGAA